CCAAAACCCAAAACCCUUCUUCUUAACAAUGUAUCUCCCCCGCCACAUACUCAUCAGAACCUUCCUUCACUGCCGUCCAUUCUCCCAUUCCGCCGCCGCCAUCCUCCACCCCCCAGAGCCAGACCUAGAGCCGUUCACCUACCUCGAAGGCUUUCCAAAACCUGACCCUAAGUACGACGAGACCAUCCUCGCUAUCCCCCGCAGAGAUUCCGGGAAGAACAUUUCGGCCAAGGAGCGCAAAGUCGGUCGCGUUCCGAGCAUAGUAUUCGAGCAGGAAGACGGCCAGCACGGCGGUAACAAACGCCUCAUUUCCGUCCGCUCCGAUCAGAUCAGGAAGCUCAUUAACCAUCUCGGACGCUCGUUUUUCCUCUCACGCCUCUUCCAUCUACAAGUUCUCCACCAAUUCGACUCUGAUUCAAACCCUAACGAUGACAAUGUCAUUGAGAACGUUCGCGUUUUGCCCCGCAGUAUUCAUUUGAAAGCUGGCACAUAUGCACCUUUGAAUGUUACAUUUAUAAGGGCUCCUUCAGAUGCUUUGUUGAAAGUUGAUAUUCCUAUUGUAUUCAUAGGAGAUGAUAUUUCCCCUGGACUCAAGAAAGGCAAUAGAGAAGGAAGUUUGUGCUCAGAGUGUAAAAAGUUACCUAUAAUUCAAUGAUCAGCAUCACCUCAAAACUGAAUAGACCAAGACUAUGGUUUCUGCGUAGGUUCAAUUUUAUGCUCAUGGGAUUUUAUGCUAGAUGGUAUGUGCAACUGGUUAUAUGUUUUAUGAGAAAAGUUUCUAGUUCUCUGUUCCAUAUGGCUAUGGAUAGCAAAAUGUGGUACAGUGCCAUGUCCAAUAUUUGUUUUAUCAUGAUGGGUUUAAGACUUGGGUGUUUGGAUAAAAAAAAACUUAAUUAAGCUCCUAUUCAACAACAGUUUAUUAUGAGUUGUUUUAGAUCAGCCGUUUCUACUUUCUACCAUCGAAAAUGGAAGUGAGAGAGAUCUCUGCAACUGCAAGAUCUUUAUGUAAACUAUUCUAGAGUUUAUCAAACUAAGGUGUAAAGUUUUUGUAAACUAUUUUCAUAAGCACUUCCAAACAUUUAAACAAGUACUUAUGUGAUAGGGUAAACCUCAAUAAGUGUACUCUAAAUAGGAAUGCUCUAGUUCACUUGGCUUCCAUAAGUGUGGGGUUUGGUGAGAGUUUGGUGCACACAACCUUACCAUGAGCAGAGAGGAUGUUUCUACUGCUGAAAAGCCAUGGCCGGCAGGUUACAAGGCAUCAUGUAACCUUACUAUUAUUCCAAUUGAUAUUAUUUUAGAAGAAAGCUCUCUAC
Lathyrus oleraceus (garden pea) is the source of this 1313-nucleotide messenger RNA. RefSeq lists its product as uncharacterized. The coding region runs from base 29 to 655 and encodes 208 amino acids. Gene Ontology annotation, cellular component: cytosolic large ribosomal subunit; ribosome. Lineage: Eukaryota; Viridiplantae; Streptophyta; Magnoliopsida; Fabales; Fabaceae. The record is from RefSeq and is a predicted model, not a curated record. Gene Ontology annotation, molecular function: 5S rRNA binding; structural constituent of ribosome. The transcript is spliced from 3 exons. Gene Ontology annotation, biological process: translation.